This is a messenger RNA of Fonsecaea erecta, 1656 nucleotides long. RefSeq lists its product as hypothetical. Gene Ontology annotation, cellular component: nucleus; cytoplasm. Bases 1 to 1656 code for a protein of 551 amino acids. Gene Ontology annotation, molecular function: protein serine/threonine phosphatase activity. The record is from RefSeq and is a predicted model, not a curated record. NCBI's taxonomy places the organism in Eukaryota, Fungi, Ascomycota, Eurotiomycetes, Chaetothyriales, Herpotrichiellaceae. The transcript has 3 exons.
AUGGGCCAACAACAGUCAAAGAGCAGCGAUGGAACCAGAACCCCACUAAAGAGCGGCUCCUCCUCGAAUCUUCCGGACACUCUACAGCAGUAUCCUUCCAUAUCCAAAUCCGACACUAGGGAGAGUUCCUCUAGGUCCAUUAGGUCGUCCAUUCGGAGCAAAAUAAAGAGCUCGGGAGAUGACAAGGCAAACGACAGCCCUCGGGCUUCAGGCUCAACCCUGGCGGGGUCAGAAGGCCCUAAUGUCGACAAGGCUGAUGCCAGUUCGAUUGCCAGUGGCCGCUCGGGCUCUUCUCGAGCGCCCAGAGAGAAGAUAACAAACAACUCUUUGGUAGAGUCUCCCAUAUCACCCAACGACGACGAUGAAGCUCCCUCGCCAGGUGCCGGCACACCUGCAAGACCGCCGUCACCAACUCAGUCCAAGUCCGUGGGUAAAGGUCACAAAUCGGUGGAUCGUGCUCAGAGGACCGGAGAGGUAGGCGCGGUGUCUGAGGAAGCUCCUCAUCAGGCUCACGUCCACUCAUCUACACAAAAGGCGGGUGAUUCCAUCUUGGUCAAGCGGGAGAACCAGAUCAACCCGCGAGCUCCGGAGACCAAGGCCUCAUUGCGGGCCAAGCUGGCAGAGUUGCCAGGUGCUUCUCCAGGAGGUGGUAUCGGCAUGAGUGAUGUGAAUGACAUGGAUUUGGACGACAUGAUCUCUCGUCUUCUGGACGCCGGGUACACUACCAAGGUGACGAAGGCUGUGUGCCUUAAGAACGCCGAAAUAACGGCAAUUUGCACCGCUGUACGAGAAGUGCUCCUAUCUCAACCGGCCCUGCUGGAGCUCACAGCACCGGUCAAAAUUGUGGGGGACAUUCACGGCCAGUACAACGACUUGAUCCGACUUUUCGAAAUGUGCGGGUUUCCCCCCAAUGCGAACUACCUUUUCCUGGGCGACUAUGUCGAUCGGGGAAAACAGUCUCUGGAGACAAUUCUCCUCUUGUUUUGCUACAAGUUGAAAUAUCCAGAAAACUUUUUCAUUCUUCGCGGCAAUCACGAGUGUGCUAACGUCACUCGCGUUUAUGGGUUCUACGACGAAUGCAAGCGGAGGUGCAACAUCAAGAUCUGGAAAACAUUCAUUGAUACAUUUAAUUGCCUGCCCAUUGCCGCGAUUGUGGCAGAUAAGAUCUUCUGUGUCCAUGGCGGCUUGUCCCCAUCUCUGUCUCAUAUGGACGACAUCCGACAGAUUGCGCGACCCACAGACGUUCCUGAUUAUGGGCUGCUGAAUGAUCUGUUGUGGAGUGAUCCAGCAGAUAUGGAUCAAGAUUGGGAGUCAAACGAACGAGGGGUUAGUUAUUGCUUUGGUAAAAAGGUGAUUGUCGACUUCCUGGCGCGCCACGAUUUCGAUCUGGUCUGCCGAGCCCAUAUGGUUGUCGAAGAUGGAUAUGAAUUCUUCAACGACCGCUUGCUUGUCACAGUCUUCUCUGCGCCCAACUACUGCGGAGAGUUCGACAACUGGGGGGCUGUGAUGUCGGUGUCCAGCAAUUUACUGUGCAGCUUUGAGCUGCUGAAGCCGUUGGAUUCAAGUGCUCUGAAGAGUCAUAUCAAAAAGGGCAGAAACGCUCGCCAGAAUAUGCUCAACAGUCCGCCAGCACAAGUAUCCGCCCAGAGCUUUUAG